Messenger RNA from Hyla sarda, 1850 nucleotides. RefSeq names its product mannose-6-phosphate receptor, cation dependent (gene M6PR). NCBI's taxonomy places the organism in Eukaryota, Metazoa, Chordata, Amphibia, Anura, Hylidae. The transcript has 8 exons. The record is from RefSeq and is a predicted model, not a curated record. Gene Ontology annotation, biological process: protein targeting to lysosome. The coding region runs from base 243 to 1049 and encodes 268 amino acids. Gene Ontology annotation, cellular component: endosome; Golgi apparatus; trans-Golgi network. Gene Ontology annotation, molecular function: protein domain specific binding.
UUCCGAGCUUGUGACCAGAAGGAGAAGUGACAGGAGGAAGUGACUGAGGAGUCACGUGACCCCGGGCAGGCAGGGAGUGAGUGUGGAGGGACCGGGGCUGCAGGGGAUGAUCUGAUCGGUGGUCUCCGAUAUUGUGAGGUGACCGACAUCGUCCUUGUGAGACCCGGAGAACCUGCCAGGGACCAAAUCCUGAGAUAAUACCAACUGCAGAGAUCCAUUGGAAGCUACAAGAUCCCUACAGAAUGUAUGCCCGGUUGCUGUGCGUCUGUCUAGCUGCAGUGUCAGUCGUGGCUGACGUAAUUGAAGACUGUAAAUUGAGCGGUGACAAGACAUCUUCCACUGAACAAGCCCUCCUCAGUAGACUGGCACCAUUGAAGCACAAGAGGUUUGAAACCACAUACAACGAUGGCAAAGACUCCUAUACCUAUACAUUUGUAGUUUGUGGACACGUCUUCAAUAGCAGCACAAGCACAAAUGAAGGACUGGUGCAAAACGACACGAAAGCCUCAAAAACCACUGUGAUCGGCCGCAUCGAUGAAACGCACAUCAUCAAUGGAACGGAUUGGAUCCUCCUUAUUUAUAAAAACGGAGAAAAAUACGACAGUCACUGUGGGAGCGAGCCAAGGAAAGCAAUGAUCAUGAUAUCUUGUAACAAGAAUACACUAGCAGAUGGCUUCACGAUAAUAAGUGAGGAGAAGGACAAGAAUAAGGAAUGUUUCUACCUCUUUGAGAUGGACAGUAGUGUUGCUUGUCCUAUAGAGGAGUCUCAUCUCAGCGUGGGCUCCAUCCUGCUCAUUGUGUUUGCUGUACUGGUUGGACUUUACAUUAUCGGUGGAUUCCUGUAUCAGAGGUUUGUCGUGGGAGCCAAAGGCAUGGAUCAGUUCCCAAACAUCACCUUCUGGAGAGAGCUGGGAAACCUAGUCGCAGACGGUUGUGAUUUUGUAUGUCGGUCUCAACCCCGAUCUUCCGAAACUGCCUACCGAGGUGUUGGCGAUGAUCAUCUGGGAGAAGAACCUGAAGAGAGAGAUGACCACCUAUUACCCAUGUGAUAGCGCUUAUUCCUGACAUUUUUGUGAAAAUUACCAAUUGGAAGAAGUACAUUUCUCUUCCACCACAUUCUUCCCCUGCUGCUUAGAAAAUCCUAUGUUUCCUAAUGCUCCUCUGCUGCAGUUGGGGGUCUCUCCGUCCCCAUGACCCUUCUGUGGUGUAACCCAAUAUUGGGCAGCCAUGGCCUGUGCUUUGUACUGGGAGUAUUGCCAACAUGGUAGUUCCAGUUUAUGGCAAAAAAUAAACCCAAUGCCUUCUCCUGUAUUAGCACUAGAUGGGUUCAGGCCGUAAACCAAUAAGCAAACUCAGGUUAAGCGAGGAAGUCGAUAGACGAGACAUAGUGGCCUUGGGAAGGCCCUUUUCUUAGAUCAUGUCUUACCACUAUGUGGACAGACACAUGAGCACUCUGAGGAUCACCAUAGUCCUCUGUCAGAUGGACUAUUUGGCAGAAUAGCGCACUUAAUGUGUAAGAUAUUUAAUAAUAAACUUGUAUACGGCCACUUGUAUAACUUCACUAAAAUUGCACCCACAGAAGUACUUGAACUCUUUUCUACACACUGGAAACACACAAACCUGUACAGUUCUACUGUAUAUGUCAUCACCAUUGGGGUUGUGUGUAACAUAGUGCAGCAUCUGAAUCACAUUUCCACUUUCUUGCUUCGCUUUCCCUCUAAUGUUUUUCCAAAUUUAGAUUUUUGGGGUAUUUACCUUUUUAUGGGUGUUUCUAUCUUGUGUGACUUAUUGGUGGAUUCUGAAAUUUUUUUUUGUUUUCAGUUUUUUUAACAAAAGAAUAAAAAAGUAAA